AUGGCAGACAAAAAAACCCUGCACCUCGGCGUCCUUCUCGUCGCCCUCCUAUUAACAGGCACCCUGACAGCACGGGCGAACAGGGGGUCAUCGUCGUCGCCGGAGGAGGAGCGGGACAAGGAGGACGCGGAGACCCCGUGUGAAGUUAAAACCGUCACCGUCUCUACCCUGCCCGUACUCCGGGAAAACGAGUUCAGCUUCACCGGCGGAGGCUCGGGAAGCGUGGUCGGAGGAGGAGGAGGAGGUGGUGGUGGUGGUGGAGCAGGUGGUGGGAUAGGAGGAGGAGGAGGUGGCGGUGGUGGUGGUGGUGCUGGAGGAGGAGGAGGAGGGGGGGAAUCCCGACUCCUGUUAUUUGUUAGAACAGACUUACCUGGACGAAUUUCCGUUAUGGAUGAUCUUGACAACACAGCGCUCCCCUACUUCACACUCGAGAUGUCAGGCACGGGGGCAGACAUCUCCCAGGUACACUGGAAGCAGCAGUGGUUGGAAAACGGGACACUUUAUUUCCACGUGUCCGUGACCGGUUCUGAGCUUCUGGCCCAAACCACACAGCCUACAGCCCGCGAGCCUGCUCACGUCCUCCAUGAACACAUGCAUCUGCUGCACAUCUCUGUAAUGGGAGGCCUCAUUGCCGUCCUCCUUCUCAUCCUGCUCUUCACCCUGGUCCUAUACACUCGCCAUCGCUGGUGUAAGCGUCGGCGCGUCCCCCAGAAGAGUGCCAGCACUGAGGCCACCCAUGAGAUCCAUUACAUCCCCUCUGUUCUGCUGGGUCCACAAAGUCGUGACAGUUUUCGCGGCUCCCGGGGCACACAUCAGCAUGGUAGCUCUGUCAUUGGCAUGCCAAUUCGUGAGACACCCAUCCUUGAUGACUACGACUGUGAUGAGGAGGACCCAGUUGGACACUCGCUGAACUCCACACCCAACCAGCUACACAACCAACUUAGCGAUGGGAUGGUCAAGGAAGACUACGAGGGUCUUAUCAGCCAAGGUCAAGACCCCCACUUCCACGGAGUCCACGCUGAUACCCUGUGCAAAGAGGAUGGGCUGAAACAUAAUUUGGGUAAGAGAGCCAUUGAUCCAAAGCAGGAGUCAGUGGAUGACUUGAUGCAGAGGUUCAAAGAGAGUUUCCGCCCUCCAAAUGCUACAGUGGACAUGGCUCACUUUCAGCAUGUCACACACAGCUCGUCCACAGGGCGCAAAAGGGGUCCAAGCCACACCAGAGUACCGGUGUCUGGGGGUGUGUUUAGUCGUCAGGGGGAUUCGGGUUCAGAGCCUGACGAUGACAGCCAAAUGAAGUUCUACACAGAACAGCACAGGGGUCGCAGGCGCAGUAAAGGACACCCACAUAGUCCUCUAAAUAAGGUCACCCUGACGUUGUUUACCAUCAGCACCUGUGUUGUUGCCAUAGUCUAUGCUACACAAAAUUCCUGUCCCCUGACUGUGAAGGUCGCCCUCCAUGUGCCUGAACACUUUGUCGCUGACGGAAGUAGCUUUGUGGUGAGCAAGGGCAGCCUGCUGGAUGUGUCUAAUUGGCUGAAUCCAGCUAAAGUGACCCUCUACUAUCAAACCAAUUCAUCCACCCAGUGGGUCAGAGACUACUGUGGCCAGAGGACUACUGAGCCUUGUGAACAACUUUGUGACCAGGAUACAGGAGAAUGCAGCUGUCAUGAGGGCUAUUCCCCUGAUCCUGUGCAUAAACACCUCUGUGUUCGCAUUGACUGGGGUCGCAAUGAAGGUCCAUGGCCAUAUACUAACCUGGAGAAAGGCUAUGACCUAGUAACAGGAGAGCAAGCUCCAGAGAAGAUAUUCAGGUCAUCAUACAGUCUGGGCCAAGGGUUGUGGCUGCCAGUCAGCAAGAGCUUUGUGGUGCCACCGGUGGAGCUGUCAAUCAAUCCCAUUGCCAGCUGUAAGACGGAUGUACUUGUUACCGAGGAUCCCGGCGAUGUCAGAGAAGAGGCCAUGUUGUCUACAUACUUUGAGACAGUGGAUGACUUGCUUGCAUCUUUUGGACCUGCGCGUGACUGCUCGAGGGACAAUGGGGGCUGCAAGAAGAACUUCAAAUGUGUGUCUGACCGUCGGCUGGAUUCAUCUGGCUGCAUGUGUCCCGAGGGACUUAAGCCGAUGAAGGAUGGCUCAGGUUGCUAUGACUACUCCAGGGGUACUGACUGUACAGACGGCUUCAAUGGGGGCUGUGAACAGCUGUGUCUCCAGCAGCUGGUGUCUCUGGCUGAUGACCCAGGUUCCAGCAACGUCUUAAUGUUCUGUGGGUGUGUACAGGAGUACAAACUGGCAGCAGAUGGGCGUUCCUGCCUCCUACAGUCAGACAACUGUGAAGGACCGAAGUGCCUGAGGCAGGAUGUCCACUUUAAUUAUACCCUAUUUGGUGAGAUGCUGCAUGGAUACAACAACAAGAGCCAGCAAGUCAACUUGGGACAGAUAUUCCAAAUGACCUUCCGGGACAACAACUUCAUAAAGGACUUUCCUCAGCUCGCAGACGGUCUCAUGGUCAUUCCUUUGCCAGUUGAAGAGCAGUGUCGAGGGGUGCUAUCUGAACCACUGCCCAACUUGCAGCUUCUAACAGGUGAUGCCCAGUUUAAUGAAGCUAUGGGCUAUCCCAUGGUUCAGCAAUGGAGAGUGAGAAGCAACUUGUAUAAAGUCAAACUCAGCUCUAUCACCUUGUCUACAGGCUUUUCCAAGGUGCUGAAGACACUGUCAGCGGAGAGCACACGGGAGGAGCUGCUGGCCUUUCUCCAGCAGUAUGGCAGCCACUACGUGUCUGAGGCCCUGUAUGGCUCUGAGCUCAACUGCAACAUCUACUUCCCCAGCAAGAAGACCCAGCAGCAGCUCUGGCUGCAGUACCAGAAAGAAGCGACAGACCAGGGGGUCGGCGGAGGCGGCCGGCGUGAGCUGAAGUCAGUUCCCUUCAUCAGCUAUCUGUCAGCAUUGUUGAAGAGUCAGCUGUUGUCUGAGGAUCUGGUGAACGGGGUGGAGAUCCGAUGCGAGGAGAAGGGUAGCUGCCCAGCUGCCUGUCACCUGUGCCACCGCCAGACCAUGAUAGGUGAUGGGAGCCGCAGUAUUAAUGGUCGGGGCAGUGAGAAGCCCUCACCCAUCCCUGUGCUGUUGGAGGUCAGCCGGGUUGUGCCACUCUACAGUCUGGUCCAAGACAACGUCACCAAAGAGGCCUUCAAAAGUGCCACGAUGAGCUCAUACUGGUGUGCUGGAAAGGGCGAUGUCAUUGACAACUGGUGUCGCUGCGACCUGAGUGCCUUCAGCAACGACGGCCUUCCCAACUGCAGUCCCCUUAGGCAACCGAUCUUGCGCCUUGCCCCUCACCUGGAGCCCUCCAGCACAAUGGUGGCUAUGGAGUGGGUUGAUGUGGAACCCCCAAUUGGCUGCAAGAUCUCUGAUUAUAUCAUCCAACAUAAGCGAGUGGAGGACCCUUCAGAGGCAGAGGUCUACACAGGUGAAGUCCUGAGCUUGGUGGACGACCUGUUUUCUGGUUUGGGUUCAUCUUGUGUAGUUGCAGGGAAGCGGAAUGGAGACCAUCCUCAUUCUGUGUUGUAUUCAGUGGUCUUCAAGUGCCUGGAACCUGAUAGUCUCUACAAGUUUUCACUCAAUGCGGUGGAUAGCCGAGGCAGUCACUCUGAGUCAAGCUUUGUCUCUGUGCGAACAUCCUGUCCAAUGGUGGAUGAUAGCCGGGCAGAAGAAAUAGCUGACAAGGUGUACAAUUUGUACAAUGGCUACACCAGCGGCAAGGAGCAGCAAACAGCCUACAAUACACUGAUGGAGAUCCCUGCUCCUCUGCUCUAUCGCGUUCAACACCACUACAACUCCCACUAUGAGAAGUUCGGAGACUUUGUCUGGCGCAGUGAAGAUGAGCUUGGACCCAGGAAAGCUCACCUAAUCUUACGUAGGGUGGAGAGGAUUAGCCGCUACUGCCGAGCCCUUCUGCGCAGCACCUACAUCCAGAGCCGCACUGACACUAUGACCUAUGUUUACUGUCGGAAUGAGGAGGUCCGGCCUCCUAGCAACAUAUGGCAUGGCUCCUUACAUGAGACGCGUAUGGCUUGCAUGGAGAAGCUAAUUUCAGUCCAGCGCAACACAUAUGGCAACACCAAACUUCGGUGA
Lampris incognitus (smalleye Pacific opah) is the source of this 4128-nucleotide messenger RNA. RefSeq names its product astrotactin-2. The record is from RefSeq and is a predicted model, not a curated record. The transcript has 24 exons. Gene Ontology annotation, molecular function: protein binding. Lineage: Eukaryota; Metazoa; Chordata; Actinopteri; Lampriformes; Lampridae. The coding region runs from base 1 to 4128 and encodes 1375 amino acids. Gene Ontology annotation, biological process: neuron migration; neuron cell-cell adhesion.